Spinacia oleracea (spinach) is the source of this 1389-nucleotide messenger RNA. RefSeq names its product protein RGF1 INDUCIBLE TRANSCRIPTION FACTOR 1. NCBI's taxonomy places the organism in Eukaryota, Viridiplantae, Streptophyta, Magnoliopsida, Caryophyllales, Amaranthaceae. The record is from RefSeq and is a predicted model, not a curated record. The coding region runs from base 580 to 1170 and encodes 196 amino acids. The transcript has 3 exons.
CGCAAAGAAAAGAUCCAAAAAGUAGCGUAAGCGCCAAACUCAUUCCACAAUUUCUCUCUCCUGCCUCUCCCAAUCAAACGGUUGACACAACACUUCAUCCACCACACUCAAUCAUAGCCGUAAAAUCUGAGCUUGUGAAGGGUUGUAUGCUUAAUUUUGUCCCCUUACUAUGAGGAUUGAGGGCGUUGCUUUGUUGUUGAAUUCUAAGUUGCAGUUUGUUUAAUUUUUUUCUUCCCUUUCUCUCUGUAAAAAUCUCCAUCAUAUUUUUAGAGAAUCCAAUCACACCUUUUCUUUUUUUUCCUCCAAUUAUACUCGAUGAGCUCUCUCUUAUAAUGGUAAUGCCAAUCAUUCACCUUAUAAAGAAACCCAUUAUUAUUUCCUUUUAAUUCUUUAUUAUUAUUAUUAUUAUUAUUAUUAUUAUUGUUAUUGUUAUUAUGUUAAUUAUUCGAUGUACAAUCUUACAUUAUAUAUGUUCAUUUCAUAAAAAAGAUUUGCACCGGCCACCUCGAAAGUUCAUUGGUAUAGUAAUCUCAUCAUCUGCAGGUAAGUCAGUAGUAUAGUAGUAGUAAUAAAUCAUCAAUGUCAAUCGUGCCGCCAUGGCUAGAGCCAAUGUUAGGCACUACAUUCUUUCACAUUUGCCGAACCCACGGCGAUGCAGCGAGGAGCGAAUGUAAUAUGUUUUGUUUAGAUUGUCAUUCUGAUGCUUUCUGCUACUAUUGUCGAUCAUCCCGGCAUAAAGACCAUCAAGUCAUUCAGAUAAGGAGAUCGUCGUAUCACGACGUAGUGAGAGUAGGAGAUGUACAGAAGAUGAUGGACAUAAGUGGAGUGCAGACAUACGUGAUUAACAGUGCCAGAGUUAUGUUUCUUAAUCAAAGGCCUCAGCCUAAAGCCGGUAAAGGGAUUGCUCAGUUGUGUGAGAUUUGCCGGAGAAGUCUUUUAGACCCUUUUUGCUUUUGCUCUUUGGGAUGUAAGCUUAUAGGAGUGAGAAGAAAUGGGAAUGCAAGCUUUGCCAUAGAAGGGAAAAAGGGUGAAGUAAUGAAUAGUUCAAGAGAAGCUUUGCGUGAAGGCUCACAACACGACAUUUACCCGCCCACGCCGCCUCCACCUCCACCUCCUUCUAAUUCAAGAAGACGAAAAGGGAUUCCUCACCGUGCACCUUUUAACUCCUGAUCAUUGAUUAAUUAAUUAAUUCAUUUAACUUUGUUAAUUAAUCAAUGAAGUACCUACAACUAAUAUUAUGCUUUUAUUUCUUAACAUUUCAUUUUCUUUUUGUGUUUAUAUAAAUGUGAAAAUUAUAUAUUCCUACAUACCAUGUUCCCUGAGGUGGGGAAUUCUAUCUACCUUAUAACUUGUACAUUACUCCAAUAAAAUUGUUCAAUUACUUGUGUA